AUGGGUUCUCGUCGCUGGGCUCGGGGCUCUGGGCAGCCCUGGAGCGCUGCUGGGUCUCUGUGGGGCUGGGCAGUGUCGAGGCUACACCUGCACUGGACAGCAAGGUUGUUUCAGGAGGAUGAAGAGAUGCUGAUUCUGACCCGCAGUGAUGAGUUGAGCAGAACCUUUGCUGAGGACAACAGACUGCACUCUGACAACAUCACAAACAAAAAUAAUACAAGCUCUGAUGACACAAGAGGAAACAGAACAUCGACUGAGCAAGAUAAUCCCAGUAUCCCAGGAUCCACCGGCACUUUAUUGCAGGAAAGUCCAGCUCUUACAGAAACUAGAGCUACUGUAAUCUCGACUGGACCCAGAACCAUCACCAUAACUUCAGCGGUUUCCACAGGAGACUCCUUUUGGUUAAAAAACACCAACAUUUAUGGCACAGGAAGAAGAUCCUCUGAGAUGCACGCUGACAACAGCGAGGAGAACCCGAGUUUCAACCAGAACCAGGGUAACAAGACAGGGUCCUACAGGCUGUUUAGAGGGAAUGUGCAAAAACAGAGACGUUCUGAGGGCGGAGAGGAAGCAGAGGAAGGUGUGGAGGGGACAUCUCAGUUCUGUGCCAGCCUCGAAGAAGAGAGAGCAAGGAUGAGUUCGGCUAAUCCUGUUCUGAGCCCCAAUACCGGCACCGCAGGUCUGAAUCCUACUCCCACCAUCACCGCUUGGGAGGCUGGCUGGAAUGUCACAAAUGCUAUACAGGGUAUCUUCGUGUUGGGUUUACCCUUCGCUCUGGUGCGGUCGGGUUAUGUGGGUCUUGUUCUGCUGAUUCUGUCAGCCUGGGUCUGCAACCACACAGGGAGGAUCCUGGUGGCCUGUCUGUAUGAGGAGGACCAAAGUGGAGGCUCGGUGUCGAAGGUCCGAGUCCGACACAGCUACCAGGACGUAGUGGAGGUAUGCUGCGAAGGACUGUGGCCCAACUGGCCUGGAUUGGGGGGGUGGAUGGUUAAUGUAGCUCAGGUCAUUGAGCUGCUGAUGACGUGCACCCUGUAUCUGGUCGUCUCCACCAGCCUGUUGUCUGACAGUGUUUCAGCGAUGGCCUUUCCUCGAUCAGCGUGUUCUCUGGUGUCUCUGGUGUUCCUGCUGCCCUGCCUGCUGCUGACUGAUCUCAGACUGGUCUCCACCCUCAGCCUGCUCUGCUCCCUGGCUCACAUACUGAUCAGCCUGUUGGUCAUGCUGUACUGUCUGAGUCGAGCCAGCAGCUGGUCCUGGUCCACUCUGUCUCUGUCCGUGGACCCCGAGGACUUCCUCGUCUCUGUGGGCGUCAUCAUCUUCUCCUACACCUCACAGAUCUUCCUCCCUCCUCUAGAGGGCAGUAUGGAGGACAGAGGGCAGUUUAACGCCAUGCUGGGGUGGACUCAUGGCGCUGCGUGCAUCAUGAAAACUCUGUUUUCUUUACUGGCUGUGUUGACCUGGGGGCAAGAGACCAGUGAGGUCAUCACAGACAACCUGCCCACUGACCUUCGACCUCUCGUCAACCUGUGCCUGCUGGCUAAAGCCCUGCUGUCCUACCCUCUGCCGUUCUACUCUGCUGCUGGAAUACUACAAACCUGUCUGCUUGGAGAUGUCUCAUCGUACUCCACACAUGGAGGUCGGGGUGUGUCUCGUCCGGCCCUGUUGGUCCGUGCCGCAUUGCUGAUGACAUCAUACCUACUGGCCCUGCUAGUGCCCAGGUUCUCCCUGUUGAUGGGUUUGACAGGCAGUGUGACCGGAGCGGCCAUGACACUCAUACUGCCGUGCCUGUUUCACCUCAGACUGCAGUGGGGCCGCCUCACUGUGCGGGACCGGCUGAUAGAUGUGUGUAUACUGAGUCUGGGGGUCAUCUGUAGUGUGUCUGGUAUGAUUUGUUCAGUGAAAAGAUUGGUCGGAGGACUGUAG
Messenger RNA from Cottoperca gobio, 1920 nucleotides. RefSeq names its product vesicular inhibitory amino acid transporter-like. Gene Ontology annotation, molecular function: L-amino acid transmembrane transporter activity. Bases 1 to 1920 code for a protein of 639 amino acids. The record is from RefSeq and is a predicted model, not a curated record. The transcript has 8 exons. Gene Ontology annotation, biological process: amino acid transmembrane transport. Gene Ontology annotation, cellular component: vacuolar membrane. Lineage: Eukaryota; Metazoa; Chordata; Actinopteri; Perciformes; Bovichtidae.